AUGCUGUGCUGGAGAGUGGUGAGUGCACAUUUCAUCCUGGCUGUGAUGUUGAUGCUGUGGAGCUCAGGAAAGGUGUUCUCAGUGGAUGCAACAACAGAGACCUUUGAUUCUGAACCCAGCAGUGUGAAGUCGCAGCCCACAGUCAGGAAAGAGAAACCAGCUACUGAGCUGGCAGCCAAACGCUUACUUCUUGAUGAGAUUAUGACUUUGGAGAACGAUGUGAUUGAGACAAAGACGAAAAGGAGCUUCCCUGGUUUUGGAUCUCCUCUGGACAGACUCUCAGCUGGUUCUGUAGAUCAUAAAGGUAAACAGAGGAAAGUAGUAGAACACACCAAAAGACGGUUCCGUGCCCCCAUGGAUCGAAUUGGUGGAAGCCGACUUUCAAAUUCCAGAGGCUAA
Echinops telfairi (small Madagascar hedgehog) is the source of this 399-nucleotide messenger RNA. RefSeq names its product osteocrin (gene OSTN). The record is from RefSeq and is a predicted model, not a curated record. Gene Ontology annotation, biological process: hormone-mediated signaling pathway. Gene Ontology annotation, molecular function: signaling receptor binding. NCBI's taxonomy places the organism in Eukaryota, Metazoa, Chordata, Mammalia, Afrosoricida, Tenrecidae. The transcript is spliced from 3 exons. Bases 1 to 399 code for a protein of 132 amino acids.